Molecule: messenger RNA, 990 nt
Organism: Aricia agestis (brown argus)
Lineage: Eukaryota; Metazoa; Arthropoda; Insecta; Lepidoptera; Lycaenidae
Product: protein obstructor-E-like
Exons: 8
Coding region: 1-990 (329 amino acids)
Cellular component (GO): extracellular region
Molecular function (GO): chitin binding
Source: RefSeq, a predicted model, not a curated record
AUGCUUGUAAAGGUCAAGGGCAGCAAUUACAACAAUUGCAGCAAUAUUCUCAGCCACAGAAUCUUGGUCAGCCACUUCAGCAACCUGGUCAGUCAUUGCAGCAACCUGGUCAGCCACUGCAACAACCUGGUCUGCCACUUCAACAACCUGGUCAGCCACUUCAGCAACCUAGUCAGCCACUUCAGCAACCUGGACUUCCAGCCAAUUACGAGGACAUGCCCCGAGGGCUAUUUCUUCAAUUCCCAAGCUCAGUGGCCGGAAAACCCCUGUCUGCCAACUAUUGCUGCCCAGAGGGUAUCGACUUUGGAGCCCCAGCUGACCCAUCUCCCGCAGGUGGUUAUGACACCGUCUUGCGAGAAUAUCCGCAACGCCUACAUCGAUCAGGGACUCUGUGACUCCUACACUGAGUGCAGGAACUUCAAGCCAAUCAAGCGAGUGUGUCCUGAUGGUCUGAACUACAACCCGGCAGCCAAGUGGCCCGCCUACCCUUGCAGCUACCCCAAUGAAGCACCAUGCCUUGGAAGGCAGCAAAUUCUGGUACCCAAGCCAACAGCCGAAUGCCAACGUCAGUACGGCAUCUUCCCAUCCCCGAAGGCAGCGGCCAACGAGUGCGGCAGAUACGUCAUCUGCUCGGCCGGCUACGCCUAUGACAUGACCUGCCCUCUCGGUCUGGCUUUCAACCCUGCUACAUCCAGCUGCGACUGGCCCUACAAUGUUCUUUCCUGCAACGUCAAUGAGUUCUACGGCCUGCAGUGCCCUCCUGCUGAAAUUGACGAGAGUGGCAACCCCAUCGUGGUCAACCUGAAGUAUGGAAACGACUGCCAAUACUUCUUCUCGUGUGAGUCCGGCAAGGGCAAGCUGCUCAAGUGCGACCCGGGCUACGCCUUCAACACCGCCUCUGGCCGCUGUGAAAAUGCUGACUACGUAGAAUGCACUCCUCAAGGAGAUGCCAAACUCAAACCCGUCGCCCAAAGCUUAUCUUCAUAUUAA